GGCGGAAUCACCACAACCUCUCUGUGCGUGUGGCUUUAGCCUGACAGAAGAUUUCACAUUCGUUCAUCCCUCGGUCUUGUGUGGACUUAAAUUAUGCGUUUUAAGAUCGACCCGGGGCAAAUAUGCAAUGGAGGUCAAUAGUAGUUGGUCUAGUAGUCUUGAGACUCUCCCUCAGCUGUGUUGUGUGGUUAGCUUUCGGACUCGGACCUAACGUUAGCUGGGGGUUCAACUUCCCACUGAGCUUCAGUUUGCACAAAUUAGACUUGUUAUUCGGGGACGAAAAGGGGACCGAUCCGAGGGGUAACUCGUGGUCCCAACGAGUACAGGGCCACAGACAUGAAGAGGCGGCGACCACCUGUGCAAAGGUUGAAGAGGAGUCCCCCAAGAAAUCCUACCUGAGCUUCUUCGAUGGCAACCAGGACGAGUAUGUCCGGAGAUACAGCUCCUUCCCGGACACACUGAAAGCAAAAAUGAAAGACAUGGCCAAAGAAAUGUUUUAUUUCGGGUAUGACAAUUACAUGAAAUAUGCCUUUCCCGAGGAUGAGCUGAAUCCCAUUGACUGUGAAGGGAGGGGACCAGACGUGCUAAACCCGUCAAACAUCAACAUAAACGACGUCUUGGGGAACUACUCCCUUACACUGAUUGACACGCUGGACACCCUACUGGUGCUUGGCAAUGUGACAGAGUUCCAGAGAGCCGUAAAGCUGGUUAUAGAUACUGUAUCUUUUGACAAGGACUCAACUGUGCAAGUCUUUGAGGCGAACAUCAGGAUUCUGGGAAGCCUUAUCUCAUCUCACAUCCUGCUGACGGACCCCAAACAUCCAUUUGGCAAGGUCGACUUUGAUGGUUACGAUAAUGAGCUGCUUCACUUGGCUCAUGACUUGGCUGUCCGCUUACUGCCGGCCUUUGAGAACACCAGCACAGGCAUUCCUUACCCCAGGGUGAACCUGAAGACCGGUGUUCCUCCUGAUAGCAUCAAUGAGACUUGUACUGCAGGAGCCGGGUCCCUGCUGGUGGAGUUUGGGAUUUUGAGCCGCUUGAUUGGAGAUUCCACAUUUGAAUGGGUGGCCAGACGAGCUGUCAGAGCGCUGUGGAACCUGAGGAGCAACGAAACCGGUCUGUUAGGGAAUGUAGUUAAUAUCCAAACAGGCCAGUGGGUUGGCAAGCAGAGUGGUCUGGGAGCUGGUAUGGACUCCUUCUACGAGUAUUUGCUCAAAUCCUACAUCCUUUUCGGUGAAAAAGAGGACCACAGGAUGUUCCAAGCUUCUUAUGAGAGCAUUCAGAACCACAUGAGGAGAGGGAGAGAGUCAUGUAAUGAAGGAGAGGGUGACCCACCUCUUUAUGUUAACGUGAACAUGUUCAGUGGUGAAAUAAUGAACACCUGGAUCGACUCCCUUCAGGCCUUCUUUCCAGGGCUGCAGGUGCUGAAUGGUGACGUAGAUAAUGCUAUCUGCCUGCAUGCCUUCUACUAUGCCAUCUGGAAGCGCUUUGGGGCUUUGCCGGAGAGAUACAACUGGCAGCUGCAGGCUCCUGAUGUGCUCUUCUACCCUCUAAGACCAGAGCUGGUGGAGUCAACCUAUCUGCUGUACCAGGCGACCAAAAAUCCUUUCUAUUUGCAUGUUGGAAUGGAUAUUCUUCAGAGCCUUGAGAAAAAUGCCAAAGUCAGAUGUGGGUACGCCACUCUCCACCAUGUCGUGGACAAAUCCAAAGAGGAUCGCAUGGAGAGCUUCUUCCUCAGUGAGACAUGCAAAUACCUUUACCUGCUGUUUGAUGAGGACAACCCACUUCACAAAUCCGAUAACAAGUACAUCUUCACUACAGAGGGCCACGUUGUGCCCAUAGACAAGCGCUUCAGGGAGAAACAGUGGAAUGACCCGUUUCCUUGUGAAGAGGCAGUGCUGGCACAGCGAGAGCCAAACCAUCGGCCCACACCACCGAGCAACACCAGCAAUUGCAACAGGAUCCCGGAGGAGCGACGGUACACUCUACCAUUAAAGAGUGUCUACAUGAGGCAGAUCGAUCACAUGGUGGGACUUUUCUGAAUAAGAGGAUGCAAGUGGUGACUUUUCUAUAAACACGCCUUCAGUACGCCCCUCAGGUGCAGAUGUGGUGAAUCCUCGUCCCAUCUGUUCCACUGCUCAGGAUCCAGACGGGAAACUGACACUAAAGGAAACCUGAGAAAGCAGCUCGAUCACUUGCUGUAUUACUUCAAAGUGUGUGUUGUGUGUGUGUGUGUGUGUGUGUGUGUGUGUGUGUGUGUGUGUGUGUGUGUGUGUGUGUGUGGGUAUUUUCGGUCUUUGGUGGGUGAGUAUGCGGUCAGCAAAUGUGAACAACUUUUGUGCUAGAAAAUGAAAACUCAUGCUUCAUUACUUUUUUGCCUGGUGACAAAUUAGAGAAAGUGGAUUUUAGAAUUACGUGUGUGUGUGUGUAUUUGAAAUUACAGUUGAGCUGUGAGUCAUAAUGUGUUUUGGGGAACAGUGCCAUCUAGCCACACGUAUGUACAAUGUUGAGCCUAUAAAAACCCUCACCUCCUAAAAUAUCUUUAAACAUGAUGAUUAGUGCCUCUUUGCAGUUGAUUCACUCGACUAAGUGCUUUGAAUAAGGGCUGCAAAUUAACAGAUGAUGACGGUGAGAGAGGCUCAGGAUGACUCGCUGUUUUAAAGUGCCUUGAGUUUGUCUUGGUCUUUCUGGAUGCUGUUCAACGCAUAUUUGUUUUAGAUAACAGUCCAUUCUUUUUUUUUUGAGGCCAUUUUUGAUAUUGCACAAAAGAUGUCAUUCCAUGUGUAUGUACAGUUUUACAAUAAUUAUUAUGACAUUAAGCUUUUUAUUUUUAUUUUUAUUUUUUAGACAUGACACAAGCCAUAAAAUGUUUUUUUUUUUUUUUUUUUUUUUUUUUUUUUAUGUUAACGAGCAAACGCGUGUUUUCCAUAAUUCUUCUGUCGGACAUAUUUAGUUCACAGACUCUCCUGCAUAGUUUAUUCCUGUUGGGUGUAGAUGGGAGUUGCCAUUUACAUCAUUAUGCCUAUUAAUUGUCAUGUGGUGAGAACUCAGGGUUUAAAGGAAAAACUAAAAUCAAUGAAUGCUUUCAUAGAAAAAUAAAACUCUUUGAAUUAUUGUUGCCUACAAUGUCUUAGAAUAGUCUUUUGGUUUUUAUAUUGCAAAUCUUCCAUUUUGGUUUUCUAAGGUCAACGAAUGAAUCCACUGAACUGAAGUACAGUUGUACUGUGAAUACUCAUUAUUGCUUCACACAGACAGAGUGUGUGUGUGAUGUCUCCUUAACUGUGAUGUUUGAUUCAUGUACAGCUCUACCGUGGUAUCUCUUCUGGACUGCUUCAUCUUUUACCAAACAUCCUAAGUGUCUGCUAAGCUCAGCAGAGCUUCAGGCUGCAUGGCUCAAUUACAUCAUUGCAUCAGAAUCUUAUUUGGCUUUGGGAGACAGCUGUUCAUAUUCUCAAGUGUUUCUUAACUGCUAUAGGAAUUAAAUCUUUUUAAAUUGACUGACAACACCCCAACCACUUUUUAUCUUCAAAGAAAUGGUGGGACAUUUACUUAAAUUUCUUGCUGAGAGUUAGAUGAAAAGAUUGAUACCACUUGAUACCAUUUUGGGGACCGUUUUAAAAAUGUAUGUGGCUCAGAAAUUGAAGAUAAAUAAGCAAGUAUAGUGUUAGUUAUGAUUAGCACAAUGCAUCAAAAUGGAUAGGAAUUGAUCAAAGUUGGUGAAAUGGUCCCCUGUAUGUUAAUUAUGAUGUAGCCUAUGCGGUUAGCUUAGCACAAAGAAUAGAAACUAGAAGACUAGAAACGAGGAAACAGUUAGCUUAAAAACAAACAAGAUAUAUUAUGUAUUAAUUAGAGAGCUUUAGAAAUGGUAGUAGGUAGAUUUUGGUACUUGGACAGAACCAGGCUACCUGUUUACCUCUGUUUCCAGUCUUUGUGCUAAGCUAAGCUAAGCUGCCGUUGUAACCAACUGCUUGUUGUAGCUUGACAUUUACAACAGGUAGUAUCGAUGUUCUCAUCUAAACUUCGGCAAGAAAGCACAUUAGUGAAGGUGAAGCCAAGGUAAAGGCUGUUUUAUUCUAAACAUGAGUGGUUUCAUAUUGCUAGACAAGGAAAUGGAAAUAUUCUGUAAAAUGAAUAAAAGGCCGAUUAUGAACAAGA
Molecule: messenger RNA, 4155 nt
Organism: Cottoperca gobio
Lineage: Eukaryota; Metazoa; Chordata; Actinopteri; Perciformes; Bovichtidae
Gene: edem1
Product: ER degradation enhancer, mannosidase alpha-like 1
Exons: 12
Coding region: 123-2042 (639 amino acids)
Biological process (GO): endoplasmic reticulum mannose trimming; mannose trimming involved in glycoprotein ERAD pathway; carbohydrate metabolic process
Cellular component (GO): membrane
Molecular function (GO): calcium ion binding; mannosyl-oligosaccharide 1,2-alpha-mannosidase activity
Source: RefSeq, a predicted model, not a curated record